Molecule: messenger RNA, 762 nt
Organism: Aspergillus thermomutatus
Lineage: Eukaryota; Fungi; Ascomycota; Eurotiomycetes; Eurotiales; Aspergillaceae
Exons: 4
Coding region: 1-762 (253 amino acids)
Source: RefSeq, a predicted model, not a curated record
AUGGCCAUCAUAUGGGGCCUCGAUCUCCACGAAAUACGAUGGCGCAAAUUCUCAGGAGGGCACAUGUUCAACCGUGCCUACCACCUGCGUCGCACAAAGAUGAUUGUCUACCAGAUGGCCAUGAUAUUCUGCGUCAUUUCCGAGUCGGUCGGAACGGCAGCAUUGUCGGACUAUCUCGACCAACAAGAUGAUAUCCAGAAACACCACCCCGAAGCCAAAGUCCACAACAACGACUUCAUCGGCGCGGCCUCCUAUAACAUCGUCGUCGGAGUCUCCGUUGCAACGAUCUUCGGCGCCGCGUUUUUCUUCGACCUGUUCUGGCCGGAAAGGCACGAGAGUAGAUCUGUUCGGUUGGCGUGGAAGAUAUGUGCGGUGGUCGUGUCGGUGAUGAUGCUUGGUUCGGCUCUGACCAUGACUAUCAUCACUGCUACACACAGCGCCCGUAUCACCGGGACCAACCCGGCAUCCGCCCGGAAAUUCUGGGAGGAAUCGGCCAAAAAGCCUGCUCUGAAAUACCGGACGAACCCCAAAGCGAUUGCGUCUGUUGUCUUUGCGUGGCCUGGUUGGGUUGCGACUGUUGCGAGGUGUGUCACUGUCUUUGGAUUUAGGGUGCAGAGGAGAAUGCUGACGCAGGGCAGUACGGUCAUUCUGUUCAUGUCCCAGAAGCAUGAUGACGAGCUGGGCCCGAAAUCGAACUAUGGACGCGAGACGGAGAGUGUUCCGGCGAUCCAGGAAACAGAGGGUAAAUCAACCACUGUAUAG